This is a messenger RNA of Dermacentor albipictus, 1514 nucleotides long. NCBI's taxonomy places the organism in Eukaryota, Metazoa, Arthropoda, Arachnida, Ixodida, Ixodidae. The record is from RefSeq and is a predicted model, not a curated record.
UUGAGGAAAAUCGACAACUACGUUCUCAGCAGUGCAAGGGUUGUCAGCAGCUUGGAUAUUCAUUGGUUUCAGAUGCGCUGCUGAAGGACAUAGAAAGGGCUUUCAUCAAGUUCCAAGUCUUCCUGGCUGCUAGCGCUAGCACAAAUAGGGAUCCCAUCGAGAAAGUACCACAGGCUGCCAGGCAGUCUGAGGAUGUGCAUAGUGUGACAUGUCCUGGACAACUGCCCAUGGUCGCACCAAGAUAUUCCAGUAGUGUUCGCUCAGGCUCAGGUGAUGACCUGUACUCCACAAGAGAUCACACUGGGGACCCAAGCACACACAGCCGCCCCAUCCUGACUCGUGGACCUGUGCCCACGAGCAAGACCGUGGCAUCAAAACCACCUGUGCCUCCCCAGGCAAAGCCUUUUCAAGUGUUUGUCCAAAGCAAAGCCAAACAGAUCAUUUCAGAGAAGAGAAAUCAAGGUAACAGCAGCACAGCCGACGCCACUUCUUCAGUCACUCGACACAAAGAAGGCCCCAAAAAGAACGCCACUUCAUUCAAGGCAGCUGCAGAGGAGUCCAUACAGGGCAGUCGGCCAAGAAGAACGCUCAGCGACACUUUAGCUGCUCCACUAGAGUCAUCAAAGCGGCUCUCAGAGCUGCUUGGCAUUGAUCAAGUUCCUUCCAAGCUCAUGUCUAGUACACUGGGAUCACCCGAGUUCUUUCCACUGGAAACAUUGGACAGUGAGGCUGGCUCAUUGGGAUACAGGCUUUUGCCAAUCCAGACACUCGUCGAUCAUGCGCAUUCUUCUGGUGCCAUUUUUGCUUGUGCUGAAGCUGAACCAUCAUGUAGCUUGGCACCAGUGCCUUGGUGCAGCCUCCUCCAGAUGAUCUCACUUGCGCGAAUGGGGCAUGCUGCAGCUCGAUAGGUGCAUUUCUGCACACAAAAGCAGUCUUCUCAUACCACUAUAGGGAAUCGACCAAGGAUUAUGUGGAUAAAUCAAAACUACCAUAGAAAUUACAUUUCACUUUUAAAAUUUAUUCAUCAACAAUGUCAGUUUUACAUAAUGUUGCAUACAGUGUUGUUAAACAGUGUCAAUUAACACUGUAUAUCAGUUAACAUGGUGUGUAAUUUAUACAAGUGUUAAUAACUUGCAAACUUCUAGCACUACUGUAUUAAACACUGUGAGAAAAGUGGAAUUCUGUGUUACAGCUACUACAAGAAAAUGAAUCUGGCAGCAUGUAUUGAGAAGUAAAGUACAAAACACAAAUAAAUAUGGCAGGGUAAACAGUUGCAUUCGUCAAAGAAAUCCUGGGAAGUGGCGCAAGCAUCCCGGUGACUGAGCCUAGGAGUCGAGUUUCCAAAAGAAAAGGUUGCACGAAUGUUCAGGUUGAAGCCAGAUCUGCAGAAAAAUUAGUGAAAUAAUGACACGAUGAGAAAAGGAAGUGAUCUCUCAUCUCAACCCCCACUCUCUGCCCCUGAAAUAUUUCUUUUCGUAUGUGGUCUACCUAGCUCCCCUCCCUUGUUCAUCCCC